AUGUUAUUAGGGAAACUCUUUUUUGCAGCCAUUUGGUCAAUUGGUGCUGUUGCGCAGAUAGUCGACAACAUUGACUCCAUUAGAACCCAAAUUAGUGCCCGUGGCGUUCAGUAUGGUUCAGUCAUUGAUGACGUUUUGAACUCAUUGACCAUUGAUGAGCAAGAUUUCAUUUCUAAGCAUUUACUUGCUUUACAAAAUUUCAAUGGAACUUCUUGUGAAAAAUGCCAUAAUAAGAUCAAAUACUCCCAGAAUUUGAUAAAGGAGGAUGAAGAUAAGCAUUAUUUGGUUUCCUUGAUGUUAUAUCAGUACUGUCUUUCCUUGAACAAGAACAAAGACUCUAGCUGUGAUUUCGUUGAUUUCUUUAUAACUACCAACACCUACGAUACAGGCCACAAGGUGACGGUGGACUCAGGUAACGGUGGAGCCUUCAACGGUGCUACCUCCCUCAACUUCUUUGACAAUGACUUCGUUCAGAUGAUCAAGAAUAUCAACAUAACCUCUGAUCUCUCUCUCAACUACUAUUGUUACUACAAGGGUAAGUAUUGCAAGUUGCCCAAGACCCCCGACAUUUCGACCAUUAUUGAUUUGGACUCUAUGUGGCCAGCAAAGGAUGAAAGGUAUUAUUCUGAACCAGAAUAUAACUCGUCUCUUGAGCUUUUUAAUGUGUUGCACUUGUCGGAUGUACACAACGAGCUUCGUUAUCAAGUGGGUUCAGAAGCCAAUUGUAGUAGCAGUCCUUGUUGCCUUCCAGAAUCUUACAAUCGGGAUUUGACAAAAUCCACAUAUAACUUUACGAACGUCUACAAUGAUACGGGGGCUGGCAAAAUUGAGUUGAACUUCUAUCCCGAUGCUCAUUUUGAAAACGAGACGUACAUUCCUGGGGAAUACUACGAUUUCCCAUUAUAUCGGGGAUGGAACUGGGCAUGGACACCAGCUUCCACUUGGGGAAACUACAACUGUGAUGUUCCUGAGGUCAUGUUAAACCAUACCUUCAAGUACAUUGGAAGCACAAGUGAGCUGAACAACUACGAAUUUGCCAUUUUUACUGGUGACAUAGUCGAUCAUGAUAUGAUACAUUGUGACGCCAAUGUCACCAGAGACGCAGAGGUUCGUACGUUCAAGAUGAUGAAGCAGUAUUUUAACCAGAUUCCUCUUUAUCCAACUUUGGGAAAUCAUGACACCUUCCCCUACGGUCAAUUAGCCCCACAUUCUUUGUACAACAAGACUUUGAACGAGUCUAUUUACCAUUGGAAUGAGGAAUUAAUGGCCGAGCUUUGGACUUCGAACGGCUGGCUCCCUGAAUCCGACCCAGACGAAAUCACCAACCACUAUGCCGCAUUUGCAACCACUACCAAGAGAGGGCUCAAAGUUAUUUCCUUGAACUCCAACUGUUACUACCAAAAAAACUUAUACAACUACAUAAAUAUGGAAGUUGAGGCAGACUUAUUUGGUCAGUGGGAAUUCUUGAUUAAUGAAUUGGUCGAGAGUGAAAAAAUUGGUCAACGUGUUUGGAUCUUGGCUCACAUCUCACCUGGAGACUAUGACACUUUACCAAUCCAAUCGAACAUCUUUGCCAAAAUUGUUGAGAGGUUUUCGCCAUACACCAUUGCAAAUAUCUUUUACGGUCACACUCAUAAAGAUCAAUUCAAAGUGUUAUACAACAAUGAUAAGGAUCCAAUCAACAUGGCUUGGAUUUCUCAAGCCAUCACUCCAUUGGGUCCAGCCAAUCCCUCAUGGAGAUACUACCAAGUCCAAGAUGAGUCCUUCAAUGUGAUCAAUGCGUUUAAUUACUUUUCUCCACUCAAUGAGACUUGGGUUGGGGGUUCUGCAGAACCUCAAUGGAAGUAUGAAUACAGUCCCAGGGACACAUACGACCCGGACGGAGAGUGGCCAGCCACUUCUCCUUUGAACGCAACCUUCUGGGAUAAGUUUGUCGUUCAAAAAAUUAAAAAUGAAACCGAUAUUGAUUUUAACCAAUUGUACACCAAUUUGUUGUACAGACUUAACCCAUAUGUCCCAAGCUGUGACAAUAAGACAAGUAUCACAAGUGACUGUUAUGUUAACAAUUACUGCGAUAUCAUUGGAUUCAAAGUCGACGAUUACAAUAAGUGUGUUGCUUGA
Messenger RNA from Sungouiella intermedia, 2121 nucleotides. NCBI's taxonomy places the organism in Eukaryota, Fungi, Ascomycota, Pichiomycetes, Serinales, Metschnikowiaceae. The record is from the annotation of a GenBank genome assembly.